Exophiala oligosperma is the source of this 1896-nucleotide messenger RNA. RefSeq lists its product as uncharacterized. NCBI's taxonomy places the organism in Eukaryota, Fungi, Ascomycota, Eurotiomycetes, Chaetothyriales, Herpotrichiellaceae. The coding region runs from base 165 to 1655 and encodes 496 amino acids. Gene Ontology annotation, molecular function: oxidoreductase activity; heme binding. The record is from RefSeq and is a predicted model, not a curated record. The transcript has 2 exons.
AUCCAAUCAACCACCUCUCAAUUCUAAACAACCGCAUAGACAUAACCUCCCCAGGCAUUCAAGAGUCGGAAUUUUGAUUGUAUCUUGAAACUGGGACACCAUACGGGCCGAGGCCACAACGACAAACACCACCAGCCUUCUAUCACCCUGGCCUUGUCUACAGAAUGUCCGACUCCGAACUCAUCCAUGGCCUCGAGGUUGCCAAACAUGCGUCCCGCGAUUCUUGUUGGGUCGUGGUCAACGGCCACGUCUACGACGUGACAGAGUACCUCGAUAAACAUCCUGGCGGGUCCCAGAUCCUGCUUCAGUACGGCGGCAAGGACGCCACGUCAAUAUACGAGCCUAACCACCCCAAGGGGACCAUCGAAAAGGGACUCCCCAAGGACAAGCACCUGGGGCCCGUGGACCCGGCGACGGUGGCCACUCCCCAGAAGCCCCAAGUCACACGAGACCUGGACAAGACGGCACGCAUCCCACUCUCACACUGCGUGAACCUCGACGACAUCGAAAAGGCCGCGGAGAGGAUCAUCUCUCACUCCGCAUGGGUGUACUUCCGCUCGGGCGCCGACGACCUCCGCGCGCUGGCCAACAACCGCGACGACUGGAAGAAGGUGUCGCUCCGGCCUCGGGUCAUGCGCAACGUGCGGCGCGUCGACAUGCGGCGCACGAUGCUCGGCACGCGGUACAGGCUGCCCUUCUUCAUCGCGCCCGCCGCGCGCGCCCGGCUCGUCCACGAGGACGGCGAGCUGUGCAUCGCCCGCGGCGCCGCCAGGGCCGGCAUCCCCUACUGCCCCAGCACGUACUCGACCGUGCCGCACGACGAGCUCGCCCGGGGCCACGCGGCCACGGCGGCCGAGGUGGGCGACGACACCAGCGAGCUCUGGUUCCAGCUGUACGUGGCCCACGAGAAACCCCGGACCCUGGAGCUGAUCAAGACGGCCCGGGACAACGGGUACAAGGCGCUCGUCAUCACCGUCGACUCGCCCGUGGUGGGCAAGCGCGAGGACGACGAACGGUACCGCGCCGAGCUCGCCACCGCGUCGGGAGACGACACCGUCCUGACCGAGUGGUACCGACCACAGACGUCCGAGGACGGUCCGCCGCUGCGAGGCCACCACUCGUCCACGCUCAACUGGGACGACCUGCCCUGGAUCCGGGAGGCCUGGGGCCCACACAACGGCCCCGUCGUGCUCAAGGGCAUCCAGUGCGCCGAGGACGCCGCGCUCGCCUACGACCACGGCGUCGACGCCAUCUACCUCAGCAACCACGGCGGCCGGCAGUGCGACGACGCCCCCAGCUCCAUCCGGACCCUCCUCGAGAUCCGCCGCUUCUACCCGCACCUCCUGGGCAAGAUGGACAUUUUCCUCGACGGUUGGGUGAGGAGGGGCACCGACAUCAUCAAGGCCUUGUGUCUGGGUGCCACGGCCGUGUCCCUGGGUAGACCGUUCAUGUACGCCACCGCCUAUGGUGACGAAGGUGUGAUGAAGGUCAUUCAGUUACUCAGUGAAGAAAUCGAGACAACCAUGAGAAACAUGGGCGUGACAAGCCUGGACCAGUUGAAUCCUUCAUACGUCAACACCAAAAUCCUGGAAAGGGAAUUACCCGACGACCUGCGAUUCGAGGCAGAAUGGCCUGCCUUCAAACCAAAGUUGUAGAUUUCCAAGAGCCGAUUAUGUUCCAUCUGCCCGACCACGAAUCUAGAUUAUUUGAAAGAGAUUAUAUAGAACAUUCGAGGUCUGAGCAAACUAUCGUGUAGAUCGACGACGAUAUAAGGCCGAUAUGACUGGAAGAAAGGAAUUGAAUUUGGACGUGUCAUGAUAUAAACAUUUAUUCUGUACAUCUAUGGGCGCUGAAUCUCUGCUCAAGCAAGGAUACACCAUAUGCACCAUCUAACGC